AUGAUCAGGAGCGAAGAUCAAGCAGCCGCAUACGUCACGCCAGUUCGCAGUCCGUGGGACGGCGACCUCGUUCAGCAGUUUCGAACAUGGGGUUACCGAGAGAUUGAGAACCACCGUAGCGAGUUGUGCGACUUCGGUCCUGACCAGCACAACCUCAAGCGCGCUUUCACCGAACUGGGGAUCGAGACUGCAUCGUCAGUUGAUGGAGGUCCCAACCACUGUUACUACGUCGAACACAAAUAUGGACCUACAGUACAGCGCCCUCCAAAUGGGCAAUGGCCGGACCCGAACCAGCAGUACUACAUGGUCAGCAACAAGCGGUACCGGGAAACUCAAGCCUACAGCACAAUCGGCAUCAACCCUGACGCCGGCACAGUGUACUUCCUCAACCGCCUCUCGCCCGCCAAAGCCGCCCUCGAGAACUGGGGCAAUCCAGAGGUCCGUAAAGAGUGGCUGCCGGCACUCGCUUCAAGCUCAGACCAUGCUUGGGGCUUUUGGAAUCGCGUGAAUGCUGGCAACUUGGGCGGCAUCAAGAAGAUCUUCUCCUGCAUGAUCACGAAUGAGAUCACUCUUGCUCUGAUAAACGAGGCGCUGAGGACGUACCCACUGAGUCCGGGAGAGGAACGCCCGAAUGGGGUGCAGAAGUGGCCGGGGACUACAUUUCCGAUGCGGUAUGAUGCCGCUCAAGCUCUUUUUGGCUCACCCAAUGGGUUGGGUGUCGGAUAUUUUCUUGCGCAACACAAGCAUCGCUUGGGUAAUAAGUCAGUUGAGAAGAUCACGGUAUUCCGUCCGGACAAGGGCAUGAUGCCGUACCUACUCUUCUGGAUCGAAGAUGCUCCGUUGGCUACUUGA
Messenger RNA from Macroventuria anomochaeta, 852 nucleotides. RefSeq lists its product as uncharacterized. Lineage: Eukaryota; Fungi; Ascomycota; Dothideomycetes; Pleosporales; Didymellaceae. The transcript has 3 exons. The coding region runs from base 1 to 852 and encodes 283 amino acids. The record is from RefSeq and is a predicted model, not a curated record.